AUGGGUAUCCUCGAUCUCGCCGACGAGCUUCUUCGCAUCAUCCUCGAAUAUGUUGCGAGCGAACCAGAAAAACCAAUAAGUCUGGAGCGCCGCGCAUACCUGUCGCAGGAAUCUUUCAAGCUGCCCCUCCCACCUGAGCCCGACGAUGCCGAGACGAUUGCGAGCUUUAGAUUGACUUGCAGAAGAUUCAGCAAUUUGGGUGUCAUCCAUCAGUUCUCGCGCGUUACGACACGCUUCUCGCAAAAGGGACUCGAAAGAUUAGAGAGAAUAGCUGGCCAGCCUCACAUUGCCGGCCGUGUGAAGAAGUUCAGUUACAUGGUGCCAUUUUUCUACGGUCAAGGACGAGAGCGCAUACAGGAGCUCCUCCAUACACGGCCCGAGAGUUUCAGCUUCCCUGAUAUCGAAAAAUUCCAGAAAAAGGUGAACGAGCAAACCAGCCUUCUGAACAGCAGGAAAGAUGCACAUAUCCUGCAUUUCGCGCUUCAGCGAUUCACUUCACUCCAGCAUAUCCAGAUCCUACGCCUGCAGGACCAGGAAGAUGCCGUGUUAAUCACGUACAUGCGGGGUCACAACGAGUUGAACGGUCUAGUACCGACAUGGCCACCGGCAUGCUUGCAUAGCGCGAAAACAAUCGGUCAAGCCCUCCUUGAGUCCGAAUCGCCAUGUUCGCGAUUCUCAUCCCCCAUGCUAAGCCCGCAGAGCGUACUAGGUGCCGCUAGCAAUCCGCCAUCAACCCUGGGAAUCCUUGCCGAACGCCUGACCUGUCUAGAGCUACAUUUCGAUGACAGCACGGACCUAGACGUUCGGAUGCGACAUCUCACCUCCCUGUCCAAGGCAUUGUUUACUGCGGCUAAGAAUAUUGAAGCCGUGCAUAUUGGCUUUCCUUCAUACCGACCACUCACAUUGCGGCUAGAAGAGCUUUUCCACAACGUGAAGUGGGAAAAGCUGCAGGCUUUUGGGAUCCAAGCCUGGCGUCUCAACGCAGAUGAAAUUCUGGGGAUUGCCCGGCGACACAGAGAUACAUUACGUGGUUUGCGUCUGCGUGAUGUACUCUUGAAAGAGGGAAGCAUGUGGAAAGACGUGCUUCCCUGUCUACGCGAUGAGCUCACAAGGCUUGACUGGAUUUCUCUUAGGCGGAUUGGAUAUGAGAAGCACUUCGACGAGCAGUUCGUUAUGGGAGCCGAAGUACCAGAAGACGACCCUCUUGGAAGCGACAGUAGCGACGAAAGCGAUUACGAAUACGAACACGAACAUGACGAUCAGUCUAACGGGAAUGACGCUGAUGGCAGUUCAAUAGCUGACACGGAAUCUGACGCAGAGACCGACGAGCCUGAACAGGGUGGCACCCUUUCCUUCCCGCCUAUGCCCGAUACCCCAGCCUCGAUUACAUGGUGCAACUGCAACGGACACAUGGAUGGCGUCGACGUCUUAGGAGACGACGACGGAAUCAUGGUCACCAAUCAGCAGCGCAAGUUCUGGGAGAAGUGGGUCGUAAGGAAGAUCUGCACCGAGCAGCAUGGCCACAAAUGA
Molecule: messenger RNA, 1530 nt
Organism: Alternaria novae-zelandiae
Lineage: Eukaryota; Fungi; Ascomycota; Dothideomycetes; Pleosporales; Pleosporaceae
Exons: 7
Coding region: 1-1530 (509 amino acids)
Source: RefSeq, a predicted model, not a curated record